AUGAUUGCACUAGCAACAGCAACCUCAGGCGUAGCUGCAGCAUUAUUGCCUGGAGGAAGAACUGCACAUUCGCGGUUCAAGAUACCAAUUAAUGCAAAUGAAGCUAGCUUUUGCAAUGUAACAGUGCAAAGUGGUACAGCAAAGUUAUUGCAUAAAGCAGAUUUAAUUAUUUGGGAUGAGGCCCCAAUGGCAAAGCGUUGUGCAAUAGAAACUCUAAACAGAACAAUGCAGGACAUAAUGGAAACCAAUCUGGAUUUUGGAGGAAAAGUGGUUGUUUUUGGGGGAGACUCUCGACAAGUCCUACCAGUUGUAUCAAAAGCAACUAAGGAAGAGACUAUUGAAGCCAGCCUUGUGAAGUCAGAAUUGUGGAAAAAAAUGGAAAUAUUGAUGCUGACAAGAAACAUGCGAGCUGAAGGGGAUCCUUAUUUUUCUGACUUUCUCCUACAGGUUGGAAAUGGAGAUGAGCACACCUGCAAGGAUGACAUGAUACGAAUCCCAGAUCAAUUAUUGCUCAAGUAUGACAAAGAAGACAUACCAGAACAAUGCUUGAUCAAUAAAAUCUUUCCAUGUCUACAAGAAAAUGCACAUUCCGUUCAGUACAUUGCAGAAAGAGCGAUAUUGGCAGCAAAGAAUGAUAUGGUAGACAUGCUGAAUAACAAGUUAAUUGAUCAGUUUCCAGGUACGAAACACACUUUUCUUAGUUUUGAUGCAGCUGAGGAUGAUACCAAUAAUUACUAUCAAGAGGAAUUUCUCAAUUCUUUGACUCCGAAUGGUUUGCCACCACAUAAGUUAGAAUUGAAGGAAAAUGCACCAAUUAUGCUCUUAAGAAAUCUAGAUCCAUCAAAUGGUUUAUGCAACGGGACAAGAAUGGUAUGCAUACAUUUUCAAGAUAAUGUCAUCCAUGCAGAGAUUACAGCAGGCCAACAUAAAGGGGUUCAUGUUCUUUUGCCCCGCGUACCUCUUUCUCCAACAGAGACUGAUGGCUAUCCAUUCAAGUUCAAGAGGAAACAAUAUCCUAUAUGA
Coffea arabica (coffee) is the source of this 1023-nucleotide messenger RNA. NCBI's taxonomy places the organism in Eukaryota, Viridiplantae, Streptophyta, Magnoliopsida, Gentianales, Rubiaceae. The record is from RefSeq and is a predicted model, not a curated record.